UGGUUUCCUUUCGCUCAGUCUUAACCACAUAUAAACCCAGAAAUUUCCCAUUUGGUUUAAUCUUCAUGCAAUGGCUUCUGUUUCUUCUUCAUGCCUGGCUUCCCUCAACCCCAUAUCCUCUUCAAAACAUUCUCUCUUCAUUUCCAGAAUUUCCACCAAGAAAUUUCCAUCAAGAUCUUUGAAGUUCUCGUCAUCUCCAAAUCCACCAAGUCCUGACACUCCUCGAUCCAAUUCACCUGAAACUGUGUCCGAUGCCGCACAGCCUCCGGUCGACCCUGUCAAGGCCGCAUUCGAGCAAGCGAUGGCCUACAAGAAAUUGAAGCAAUCGGACUCCAAUUUGACGAAGGUUGAGGGUUCUGAAGGCAACUCUGUCGGGGCUGGUAAAUUAGGUUUAUCGAGUUUUGAUGGGGAUGAUGAGCAGAGGAGAAUGCAGGGUGGGGUUAUGAUUGUGAUGGAGAAUGCGAACGAAGUUAAGGAGGAAACGAGGGGUGUAAUUGAUGGCACGAACAGUGAGGAAAUUAACACCAGUGCAGGAUUGAAGGGCAAAGAAAGUGAAAAUUUGGGAAACAAACAAAAGGGUGAUAAGAAGGGAGGGCUUUCUAUCUCAAGCAUUGAUUUUGUGGGGCUUGGCUUUGCGGAUAAGAAAAAGACCAGGGGACUGCCUGCUGGAUUGGUUCCAAUGGCAGACCCCUUCUCAGGAGAAGACUUGCCUGAAGUGGAAAUAAUUGUAGGUGAUACGAGCAAGUUCAAUGCUGCAACAGCAUCCGAAAGUAAACCAACUCAGGAAGACGAUUCCGAUAUUUACAAACCCAAGGUUUCUACAUGGGGGGUCUUUCCUAGACCCGGCAACAUUUCGAAGACGUUUGGAGGUGGAAGAACUAUACGCCCUGGAGAAUUGCUUGAGACGGAUGAAGAAAAAGCAGCAAAGGAAGCACGCAGCAGAGAGCUGAUUGCUGCAUACAAGAAAAAAUUUGGCUUGACCAUAGAUCCUAAAUUGAAGUCUGAAUGUGAAGUGGCACUUAAGGAAGGCGAUUCAUUGAUGAACAUUGGAAGGCUCGAGGAAGCGUUACCUUAUUAUGAGUCAAUUAUGGAUAAACUAAUCUUCCAGAGUGAGCUUCAUGGAGUGGCUGCUUUGCAAUGGUCUAUUUGUCAAGAUUCCCUUAGAAGAUCAGAUGAGGCUCGAGAAAUGUACGAGAAGCUUCAGUCUCAUCCAACUCCUCGAGUGAGCAAGAAAGCAAGGCAGUUCGUAUUUAGUUUCCAGGCAAUGGAAAUGAUGAAGGUAACAACAAGCUCGUAUUUCGUUUCAAACGACAGUAACUACCAGAACUAUUUUGAAGCUUUUCUUGAUAACAAACCGACCUACUCGACCGAGGAGUCUGGAAUUGGGGAAGGUGUACUCAAUCAAUCCCUUCCCUAUGUCAUUUUUCUUCUUUCUCCUAUUCUUCUGGUGCUACUUGCUGCUUUACAAAAGAGAAUAUAACGGGAUCAAUCCCCUUUGUAUAUAUUGAGGCAUUCUUUUAUGCUGUACAGAAUAGAAUAUAAAACCAUCACAUAGGAAUAGAGGUAAAAACAUGAUAUAAUGGGAUUGAUGUCCUUAAAUUGUAUAUAUCAAAGUAUUCUGCCCUGAGAAAUGAUAAUGCUGGAUCCUUAACAGAUUCAACAACUUUUCCUUUGAAC
Molecule: messenger RNA, 1677 nt
Organism: Cucurbita maxima (winter squash)
Lineage: Eukaryota; Viridiplantae; Streptophyta; Magnoliopsida; Cucurbitales; Cucurbitaceae
Exons: 7
Coding region: 71-1480 (469 amino acids)
Source: RefSeq, a predicted model, not a curated record